Molecule: messenger RNA, 1315 nt
Organism: Salvia splendens (bonfire salvia)
Lineage: Eukaryota; Viridiplantae; Streptophyta; Magnoliopsida; Lamiales; Lamiaceae
Product: probable protein phosphatase 2C 11
Exons: 8
Coding region: 136-1056 (306 amino acids)
Biological process (GO): protein dephosphorylation
Molecular function (GO): protein serine/threonine phosphatase activity; cation binding
Source: RefSeq, a predicted model, not a curated record
AAAUUGCAUUAUCCCGAAGUCUUAGGCAAGCCGUUAACUGUGUUUCCAAUCAAAACUACAAUCAUUACAGAGACAAGAGAGAGAUGAAUCAAAGCUACAAUCAUUUCUUCAGAAUAAGGUUUACCCGAAUGCACAAUGCACACUAAUCCAGAUCGACCUCUAUCUCAGCGGCCGCUACCGCUGAAGGACCCAUCACCGCAACCCGCGGCGGAGGCUCCGCCAAAUUCUGAUGUUCAGCCUAAAAAUCCCGAUGCCAUCUUGAGCGGCAGCGGAACCAGCUUGCUGACUAGAGAUAAGAAUGCGAGGAUAAGGUAUGGAUAUUCCAGUUUCAAGGGUAAGCGUUCGACCAUGGAGGAUUAUUAUGAGAUAAAGAUAUCAGAAGUCCAGGGUAAAAUGGUUGCCCUUUUUGGCGUUUAUGAUGGGCAUGGCGGGUUCAAAACUGCGGAGUACCUUAAGAAGAAUCUCUUUACUAAUCUCGGAAGCCACCCCAAUUUUAUUAAAGAUACAAAGUUAGCUAUUGUUGAAGCAUUCAAACAAACUGAUACGGAGUACCUCAAUGAGGAGAAAGGUCAACAGAAAGAUGCGGGUUCGACUGCAUCAACUGCUGUCCUCGUACAGGACAAGAUCUUUGUUGCAAAUGUGGGAGAUUCUAGAGUUGUUGCUUCUAGAGCCGGCUCAGCUAUUCCAUUGUCGAUUGACCACAAGCCUGAUAGGACUGAUGAACGUGAACGGAUUGAAAAGGCUGGUGGUUUCAUCGUUUGGGCUGGAACAUGGAGGGUUGGUGGGGUUCUUGCUGUUUCUCGAGCAUUUGGAGAUAAACUUCUUAGACCAUAUGUAGUGGCGGAGCCUGAAAUUCAGGAAGAAAAAAUUGAUGGUGUAGAUUUUCUUAUAAUUGCCAGCGACGGGCUAUGGAAUGUCCUCUCAAAUAAGGAUGCUGUACAUAUCGUGCAAGGCAUACCAGAUCCUGAAGCAGCAUCAAGAAAACUGGUGGAAGAAGCCUAUGGCAAGGGCAGUUCUGACAACAUCACCUGUUUAGUCGUUCGAUUUGAGAACUGACGAUCAGACAACAACAUCGUAUCGAUUGUUCUUUUUUCUUUUUUCGAUUAAAGCCCGUGAUUGUAGGAGUAUGUUUCUUUAUUGCAGAUUUGAUCAGUAUGCAACAGCAUGCUACUGUUUCUGGUUGUAUUUUCAAACAAUCUUUGUCAUGUAAUUUCGGAGCUAAAACAGUUUCUCCACUGCUUCUGGUAUUAACUGUAAAUCAAUUGAAUAGAGUUAUGUUUCCAUAUUAUUCAGAAAUAUAUACAGUUUAUAAUAA